AUGCCUCAAUGGGGUGCAGGUAAUACGAGAGCUAUAGAAGCUCGUAUGAGGAAAAAAUUAGAUAAAGACAAAAAGCAAAAAGAAUUAGAAGAAAAAAAAUUAGAAGAAUACUGGAGAGAUGAUGAUAAAAAGGUUCAGGCAAAAAUGCAAAGAAAGAUGGAGGCUGAAAAUAAGAGGCAACAAAAAUUGGAUAGGAAGAAAGAAUUAAAGGCUCUAUAUGGAGAAGAAGAAAAAUCCAUAAAAUCAAAUAAAGAGAGUAAAUCUACAAAUAAAAAGGUCACGCAAUCUGAAAUUCUUCAAAAAUUAAUUGAAGAGAAAAAGAAGGAACUUCAAGAAGAAAAAAAGAAAAAGGAAAAUUUAAAUGUACAUGAAAUGGAAUUAGAAGAGAAUAUAAAUCACAUACGUAGAAACGAACAAAAUAAUUACGACGAAUAUAUAUACGCUACUGGAAUUGAUAAUGUCAUAUCAGCUUUAGAAAAUGUGUCCUUUGAAAAAACAAAAAGUGUUAAAGCUGCCUAUAAAAAAUUUGAAGAAGAAAAUUUACCAAUUAUUAAAGAAGAACAUAAGGGCUUGAAGUUAUCUCAGUAUAAACAAAUGUUAUGGAAGCAGUUUAAAAAAUCAGCUGAAAACCCUAUGAAUCAAAAGGAAUAA
Messenger RNA from Plasmodium adleri (nom. inval.), 651 nucleotides. Its product is annotated as conserved protein, unknown function. Gene Ontology annotation, molecular function: transcription coactivator activity. Bases 1 to 651 code for a protein of 216 amino acids. NCBI's taxonomy places the organism in Eukaryota, Apicomplexa, Aconoidasida, Haemosporida, Plasmodiidae. Gene Ontology annotation, cellular component: nucleus. Gene Ontology annotation, biological process: transcription by RNA polymerase II. The record is from RefSeq and is a predicted model, not a curated record. The transcript has 7 exons.